Molecule: messenger RNA, 678 nt
Organism: Trichoderma virens Gv29-8
Lineage: Eukaryota; Fungi; Ascomycota; Sordariomycetes; Hypocreales; Hypocreaceae
Exons: 2
Coding region: 1-678 (225 amino acids)
Source: RefSeq, a predicted model, not a curated record
AUGGUAACAGCUUCAGCUUCGUCCCUCGAUGACAUCACGAAUGAUGAUCUACGCGAUUGGGUGGAACUCAUAGGGCAGAUACAAAUCACGGCUGAUGCAAGCAUCAAGAAAGAAGAGGCAGGAGGUGUAGUGUUUGAUCAACGGGUUUUCGAUGAAUACCCUUUCAUCAAGGCGCCCGCGUCACCAGAAACCAUCCACCAGCAUGAAGUGACGCUCCAAACGUCGCUGCCCGACGAUUACAAGAAGUUCCUCCAGGUUACGAAUGGUACAGGAUGGACUGGCAUCGGCUGGAUCCCGUCUCUGUGUGGCGUUGAGCAGUUGCGAUGGGAGCAAGCGGACGCUGUAGGGUUUGAAUCGCUGCGCUUGGAGACUUUCCCGCCCAGUGUGACAUCUCUCGAAGAGACGAUAUCUUUGACGACUGAUGAGUUUGAAGAGGCUCCUCCGCUGGAGCGAGUACUGAGGAUCAGCGAUGAGGAUGAGGAUACCAUUGUCUUCUUGCUGGAGCCCGAAUAUGUACGAAAGACAUGGGCGUGGUUGGCAGGAAAGAGAGGUAUCGAAACGAAAGAUGCGCCAGGCCAGUGGCUCUUAUUCGUAUUUGUGCCUUGGAUGGCAAGCACCAAAGUGCAUCCCACUUUUGAAGGAUACAUGAGAGCCAAGGUCAAAACCAUCAAAGCAUAA